GGUGUGUUCGAAGCGUAAGAGAACGUAAUCUCAGCUCAGCUACUUAGCCUAUUAUAAUGUUUGUAUUCUAGGCCUACAUCGUGUCUGGCACACUGAAGAUUAGAUGCGUAUUGUGCAAUUCGACGAACAACAACCUGGAGAGGCGAGCGUCUUUGUCCAUGUAUGCUCCUUCAACCAAUACACCUUCAGUUGUCGCCGGUCCGGUCUGUGACGUCACAUUCUAAACACUGUGGUUGGUUGUGCGCUUGUAAACAAAUAGGCUACUGAUUUCGUCCUGGGCACAGGGCAGGCAAGACACGCGGGAAAGAAUACAACUGGAAAGAGUGAACAUAUUUUUUUUAUGAGCGCAGUGCACACGAAGCGGCGAUGCAACAGAUGUGUGCAGGUUAUUAGGUGGGAUAUUUUUGUCCUUUUAUUUGCGAAAAAAAUUCUAGGCGGAAUGGAUUGUGUUAUGGCAGCCUUUUCUGUUAAUAACGCCACUGUCACUAACUCCAUCAUAAUGAACACCAAUGGGCCUCCUGAUCUGAUGCUGGACCCCAGAACUGUAUGUGUAUCUAUCGAUGAGGUGGUAUCCAAUCAUGUGAGAAGUCAACAGACUCCAUUAUUACAUGGGCAUCUCAAGAAAGUGGAGAACAGUCUAACUGAAGCCCAACGUUUUUCCUACCUGCCACGUCGACCAGCAGUUAACAUUGAAUUCAAAGAUGUCUGCUACUCAGUUCCUGAGGGACCAUGGUGGGGAAAGAAAGGUUACAAGACCCUGCUGAAAGGGAUCUCUGGGAAAUUUACCAGCGGUGGCCUGGUGGCCAUCAUGGGUCCCUCAGGAGCUGGGAAAUCUACGCUGAUGAAUAUUCUGUCCGGCUACAGGGAAACAGGGAUGAAGGGGGAGAUCUUGAUCAAUGGACAGCCUCGUGACCUGCGCUCUUUCAGGAAGGUCUCGUGCUACAUCAUGCAGGAUGACAUGCUUCUGCCUCACCUCACAGUACAGGAGGCCAUGAUGGUGUCUGCUAAUCUGAAGCUCCAGGAAAAGGAUGAGGGCAAGAGAGACAUGGUGAGGGAGAUCCUGACGGCGCUGGGCCUGCUUGAGUGUGCGAAAACUCGAACGUCACAUCUUUCAGGGGGGCAGAGGAAAAGGCUGGCCAUCGCCCUAGAGCUUGUCAACAACCCUCCCAUCAUGUUCUUUGAUGAGCCCACCAGUGGCCUGGACAGUUCCUCCUGUUUCCAGGUGUUGUCUCUGCUGAAGGCCCUGGCCCAUGGUGGCCGCACCGUCAUCUGCACCAUCCACCAGCCCAGCGCCAAGCUCUUUGAGCUCUUCAACAAACUGUACGUCCUUAGCCAGGGCCAGUGUAUCUACAGAGGGAAAGUGGCUAACCUGGUCCCUUACCUUAGAGAGCUGGGGCUCAACUGCCCAACAUACCACAAUCCUGCAGACUUUGUGAUGGAGGUGGCGUCUGGGGAGUACGGAGAUCAGACGGCUCGUCUGGUGAAGGCCGUGCAGGAGGGGAAAUGUGAGCAGGUCUACAAGACAGACAUGAAUGAUGGACCCCUCAACCCCUUCCUGUGGCAUAAAUCUUCUGAGGAGGACUUCCCUUCCGAUGAGGGCUGCCACAGUUUCUCGGCCAGUUGUCUGACUCAGUUCUGCAUCCUGUUCAAAAGGACGUUUCAAUGCAUCAUUAGAGAUACAGUGCUGACUCACCUAAGAAUCACCUCUCACAUUGGGAUUGGGAUUCUGAUUGGCCUGCUCUAUCUGGGCAUCGGCAACGAUGCCAAGAAAGUGCUCAGCAACUCCGGCUUCCUCUUCUUCUCCAUGCUCUUCCUCAUGUUUGCUGCUCUAAUGCCUACUGUUCUGACAUUCCCUUUGGAGAUGGGAGUGUUCCUAAGAGAGCACUUGAACUACUGGUACAGUCUGAAGGCUUACUAUCUGGCCAAGACUAUGGCAGACCUCCCCUUCCAGAUAGUGUUCCCAGUCGCCUACUGCAGCAUCGUCUACUGGAUGACGUCCCAGCCGCCUGACGCUGUGCGUUUCAUCCUUUUCUUGGCCCUGGGAGUCCUCACCUCUCUUGUGGCCCAGUCUCUGGGCCUGCUGAUAGGAGCGGCUUCCACCUCGCUACAGGUUGCCACGUUUGUAGGUCCGGUGACUGCCAUACCCGUACUGCUUUUCUCUGGCUUCUUUGUCAGUUUUGACACAAUUCCGUGGUAUCUUCAGUGGAUGUCAUACAUUUCAUAUGUCAGGUAUGGUUUUGAAGGUGUCAUCCUCUCCAUCUACGGGCUGGACCGGAAGGACCUCCACUGUGACAAGGAUGAAACAUGCCACUUCCAGAAGUCGGAGGCCAUCUUGAAAGAGCUUGACGUGGAAGAUGCCAAACUGUACCUUGACUUCAUAGUGCUCGGCAUGUUCUUUGUGACCCUCCGCCUCCUCGCGUACUUUGUGCUGCGCUAUAAGAUCAGUGCAGAGAGGUAAACUGGGGAGUCGGGGUAGGAGGAAGAAGGCCCAGAUUGGAAUACCACUUCUAGAAACCUCCAGGCAGUGGCCCAGAAAUACACCAUGCACACCAAACUUUUGGCCAAAGACUACAGAAUAUAGACAACUGUUGUGUUGAGAGUGUGCAUGCAGUAUGAAUCUACUUAGCUUAGACAAACAAAUAUGGCAGAGAGGACAGUGCCUAAGGCCAUGGAUGAUUCCCAAUAUUACAAGAACAUUCUUGUUUAAAAACCAAAACCAUUGGCUUCUUGAAGGCAAGGCUCCUGUCACAGUAGGAAUCUAGAUGUAAUCGCCUUGUGCAAGGGAACCAACUGUAAGUAAUGUAAGAGUUUGUUGUUGAUAGGCUCUUGUCUAGUCUGUAGUUCCAGACUGGUUUGUAUGACCACUGUGUGAAACCAAUUAAAUUAAAUAGCGUGGUGGAAGGACAAUGGGAAGACAGGGCCACACUUAAACAGGAGCUGGUUUCCUACAAUGUGUGUUUAUUAUAUAGGACUGCCAGAUCAAAUGGGUCUCUAACCUGGGACCCUCGGUCAAUAAAGGGAAAGGUACAAUAUUGCUUGUUGCUAAUGUGGGAUAAAGCAAUCCCAUACAUUCCAAGCAUGUGAGAGACUGUACAGUACCGAUAUAUACUGUCGUUUAUCCUGGGUGAGUUUCCCGAAACAAAUGUGGCAUGUGGCGCUCGACAACCUAGCCUCUAGGGCGCAAGAGAGUAACAUCUGUGCUUGAACAAACUAAUUAAUCAAAUGAAGCACGUUCUAUGAGUGGCGUCGGCGUGGGUCUGGGUUUUUGAGAGAAAUAAAGUACCACGUUAGCACCCCUGGUCAGAGGACUGUGGUUGUGAUUAUAGGGCUUGAAUAGUUGAAGGAAGAUAUGGGGGAUAUGAAUUCUGAUGUGACUGUGGCUGGCUUAGUAUUCCAAGCCAGAAUCCUAACCUGAGAUCUGAGCACGUAACGCGAACAGAAAAUUAAGUAUUACAUUAUCUCAAGCAUUACCAACACAGCUUAGUUUGAAUGGCAUGGAGGAUUGAUACAAUACUCUUUUAGUCACUCACAGUCAGUCAUGUAAAAUAGAAUUGAGAAUGAAGAGCAUUUUACACUAGUUCAUGUUCUGUCACACAAUCAAAUCAUAAGAGACAUGGCAGCCUAGGUUGGGGCUUGUUUUUUCUGUCAACCAUACCAAAGGGAUAUAGUGCUACCAGAUUUCUGUAAGAGACUGGGGGCUCUAUUUUAUCAAACUUAAUGCAAUGGUAAGUCUUAGUGCUGUUGGUAGCGCUAUAGAUCCAGGGGUGUUUUUUUGCUAUUUUCACUUCAGAAAUUAUGGGCGCAGUAUCUGGCAUGUGGGUGUAAGGGAUGGAUUUUGAUGAAUAAAUAAGUUGGGAGGCUUGUCCCCUCACUGGCCAAUCAGAACGUGGUCCAUGGCUAAAUAUGUGGGUGUUUCUAGUUGUGUAUUUACGAUCUUUCAUGUUUUAAGUUGUCAUCAAAGCCAAUUUGAAUGUUAGUCCGCUAUAGCCUAGAUUGUUAAAUAGCCUACAGAAACAAAAUAACAACAUGUAGGCAUAUUCCAUCUUUGCUAAAUACAUUGAACAUGUUUGCAGUCCAUAUUGUUCUAAGUAAUUGCAUUGCUUCAAUAUGGAAAUACUCUACCGUUCAAAAGUUUCGGUCACUUAGAAAUGUCCUUGUUUUUGAAAGAAAAGCUAUUUUUUUGUCCAUUAAAAUAACAUCAAAUUGAUCAGAAAUACAGUGUAGACAUUGUUAAUGUUGUAAAUGUCUAUUGUAGCUGGAAACGGCAGAUUUUUUAUGGAAUAUUUACAUAGACGUACAGAGGCCCAUUAUCGGCAACCAUCACUCCUGUGUUCCAAUGGCAUGUUGUGUUAGCUAAU
Salmo salar (Atlantic salmon) is the source of this 4358-nucleotide messenger RNA. Its product is annotated as ATP-binding cassette sub-family G member 1. The record is from RefSeq and is a predicted model, not a curated record. Gene Ontology annotation, biological process: cholesterol efflux; transmembrane transport; cholesterol homeostasis. Gene Ontology annotation, molecular function: ATP hydrolysis activity; ABC-type sterol transporter activity; ATP binding. Gene Ontology annotation, cellular component: plasma membrane. Lineage: Eukaryota; Metazoa; Chordata; Actinopteri; Salmoniformes; Salmonidae.